AUGGCCCCCCUCUCCAUCGCCGACCUCGUGGCGGCCCUCCCCGCCGAAGACACUUGGGGCCCCGCGACCUCGGGCGACAACAUGCUCAAUGGCGUCCCCUAUGCUCCCUUCUCCAAGGGUGACAAGCUGGGCCGCAUGGCUGACUGGACUGCCGAGUCCAAGGACCGCGAUCGUGCCGGUCGUCAGGCCUACAACCGCAACUACAGAGACCAGCAAGUCUACGGUGCCGGUAGCUCCAGCCUCUUCUCGAUCCAGGCCGCCGAAGAGGAAUCCUCUUUCUCCGUCGUCGACAACACUCGUACCUCUGCCAAGCGCACCUUUGGUCGUGGCGGCGGCACCGUCUUCCGUGGCCGUGGCCAGCGCGGCGGUGCUCAGCGUGGUGGUCGCGCUGGUUUCCAGCGCGUUGGUGCUGGCCGUGGCCAGGGUGACCGCUAUUACGACAACCGCUCGGGUCGCAGCAACCGCGGCCGUCGCUUCGGAUGGAAGGACUACGACAAGCCUCAGCGCACCCGGGAGCCUUCGGUCAACGUUCGCCCCGACUGGACCAUGCUGGAGGAGGUGGACUUCAGCCGUCUUUCCAAGCUGAACCUCGAGACCCCCGACGGCGAGGACCUCGACUCGUACGGUUUCCUCUACUACUACGACCGCUCCUACGACAAGGCCCCCGUUAAGAACGCCGAGCGUCGCCUGCAGGCCCUCGACCGCGGCUCGCCUACAACGUCACCACCUCCCAGGACCCCGUCAUCCAUUUUCUCGCGGAGAAGAACGAAGCGACCAUCUUCGCCACCUCGGGACAUCCUGUCGAUGCUCAUGUGCGCCACCCGCAGUGUGUACUCGUGGGAUAUUGUCAUCGUGCACCAGGGCAACAAGAUCUACUUCGAUAAGCGUGAGGGCGCUUCUCUCGACAUGGGGACCGUCAACGAGAACGCCGCGGAUGCGCCUCUCGAGCUCGCCGAGACCUCGGGCAAGCAGGAAUCCAUCAACACCCCCAGCGCGCUCGCCAUGGAAGCCACCUUCAUCAACCACAACUUCGCCCUGCAUACCGUGACCGAGUCCGAGAGCGCCAAGCUGGAGAUGAGCCAUCCCAACCCGUUCUACAACGCGUCCCGAGGAGACCGAGCCUCUCGCGUCCAAGCUUACAAAUACCGCCGCUUUCUACCUGUCUCUUGGAGCGGGACGAGGAAGCCGUCACAUGGUCGUCCGGACGGAGGUUGA
This is a messenger RNA of Aspergillus terreus NIH2624, 1215 nucleotides long. Its product is annotated as eukaryotic translation initiation factor 3 subunit D. The record is from RefSeq and is a predicted model, not a curated record. NCBI's taxonomy places the organism in Eukaryota, Fungi, Ascomycota, Eurotiomycetes, Eurotiales, Aspergillaceae. The coding region runs from base 1 to 1215 and encodes 404 amino acids. The transcript is spliced from 2 exons. Gene Ontology annotation, biological process: translational initiation. Gene Ontology annotation, cellular component: eukaryotic translation initiation factor 3 complex; cytoplasm. Gene Ontology annotation, molecular function: translation initiation factor activity.